Molecule: messenger RNA, 1108 nt
Organism: Sphaerodactylus townsendi
Lineage: Eukaryota; Metazoa; Chordata; Lepidosauria; Squamata; Sphaerodactylidae
Product: cathepsin W-like
Exons: 11
Coding region: 1-1074 (357 amino acids)
Cellular component (GO): lysosome
Molecular function (GO): cysteine-type endopeptidase activity
Source: RefSeq, a predicted model, not a curated record
AUGGGGCUUUCAACCCUCUCUGCCUGGCUGAUACUGAUGGGGACCUGGAUAUUUGCCCCCCUUCCUGCCAACACCCUCCAGACCCCAGCCCUGAACAUGACCCAAAUGACCCAGCUGUUCCAGGAUUUUAUGGUACAAUAUAACAAAUCCUACAGAAGCCCAAAAGAGACCCAUCAUCGUUUCAAGGUCUUCGUUCAGAAUUUCAAAGUCAGCCAUGACUUGCAGGCCUCGGAGCUGGGCACAGCAGAGUACGGAGUCACCCAGUUCAGUGAUCUGACAGAAAGAGAGUUUGAGGAGAUGUUUGGGAUCCCUCAUCCCAUAGAAGCCCCCACACACAAUUGGAUGGCGAAACCCCUGAGGGCACAUUUAGCGCUAUCCUGCGACUGGAGGAAAUUUGGAGCCAUCACAGAAGUGAAAAACCAGGGCAAAUUAUGUAGGUCGUGUUGGGCUUUUGCUGCCGCGUCCAACAUUGAGGCCCUGUGGAACAUCCACCGACGAACACCACGAAAUGUCUCUGUGCAGGAGUUGAUCGAUUGCACCGGUGGCAUAGAUAGCUGCAAAGGAGGUUACGUGUGGGAUGCCUUCCUGACUGUCAUCAAUCGCAGUGGAUUGUCAAGCAGCAGACUGUACCCAUAUGCAGAGAAAGAUCAACGGUGCCAACAUUAUCACAAACGAGUAGUUACUGGGAUCGAGGGCUAUGAAAUAUUGCCCAGAGAUGAGAGGGACAUGGCUGAAAUGGUUGCUUCCCAAGGUCCCGUAACUGCUCUUUUCAACAUGAAACCUCUUCAGCUGUACAAAAAUGGAGUUAUCCGGAGAACGACUAAGGACUGCAGCAAAGACCAUCCGGACCAUUUUGCACUCAUCGUGGGCUAUGGGCAAGUUCCUAGACAACGUGGAUCCCCAGCCCAAAGAUACUGGAUAAUCCAGAACUCCUGGGGAAAGGAAUGGGGAGAGAAGGGAUAUUUCAGACUGCACCGUGGGGAUAACGCUUGUGGCAUUGCCAUGUAUGCGGUGACAGCGAUAGUCAAGAAUUCGGAGACAAGAUCUGAAGAAAGGGUGCCAUGUCCCAGAUGAAGGGGAAAAAACGUGCGUGCGCCCUGUGCUUAGG